Molecule: messenger RNA, 5662 nt
Organism: Manis javanica (Malayan pangolin)
Lineage: Eukaryota; Metazoa; Chordata; Mammalia; Pholidota; Manidae
Source: RefSeq, a predicted model, not a curated record
UCCCUGCGGGUGGUAGGUGCCGGAAGUGCCGCCAUUUUGGGGUGUUCUGCUCUGGCGGCGGCGGCGGCGGGACGCGGAGGCUCCCUUGGGACUCGGCCUUAGCAGCGAGGCGGCGGCGGCUGCGGAGGCGCACGCAGCAGCUGAAGUAGCGGCGGGCUCAGGGUCGGCCGCUGAGUGAAGACAUAGUCCAGAGAGGGAGGUGUAAAGCUACAGGCUGAACGUAACUUCUUUUUUUCAAAGUUCCCUGUGUUGUGAACUGAGCUUGAGUGAAGUGAAAUCUCUUGAGGAAGCUAAAGCUGUGUGUAUUUGUGGAUCAGACAAGUGCAGCAAGUUAAUGUCACUGGCUUCUGAAGGGGAGAGUGAGGUGAUGGCUGCGUUUAAGUUGGAUUUCCUUCCAGAAAUGAUGGUGGAUCAUUGCUCUUUGAAUUCCAGUCCUGUCUCAAAGAAAAUGAAUGGCACCCUGGACCACCCAGACCAACCAGAUCUUGAUGCCAUCAAGAUGUUUGUGGGCCAGGUUCCGAGGACCUGGUCUGAGAAGGACUUGAGGGAACUCUUUGAACAGUAUGGUGCUGUCUAUGAAAUCAAUGUCCUAAGGGAUAGGAGCCAAAACCCUCCUCAGAGCAAAGGGUGCUGUUUUGUUACAUUUUACACCCGCAAAGCUGCAUUAGAAGCGCAGAAUGCUCUUCACAACAUGAAGGUCCUCCCAGGGAUGCAUCAUCCUAUACAGAUGAAACCUGCCGACAGUGAGAAGAGCAAUGCAGUGGAAGACAGGAAGCUGUUUAUUGGUAUGAUUUCCAAGAAGUGCAGUGAAAAUGACAUCCGAGUCAUGUUCUCUUCAUUUGGACAGAUUGAAGAAUGCCGGAUAUUGCGGGGACCUGAUGGCCUGAGCAGAGGCUGUGCGUUCGUGACUUUUACAACAAGAGCCAUGGCACAGACGGCUAUCAAGGCAAUGCACCAAGCACAGACCAUGGAGGGUUGCUCAUCCCCCAUGGUGGUAAAAUUUGCUGAUACACAGAAAGACAAAGAACAGAAGAGAAUGGCCCAGCAGCUCCAGCAGCAGAUGCAGCAGAUCAGUGCAGCAUCCGUGUGGGGAAACCUUGCUGGUCUAAAUACUCUUGGACCCCAGUAUUUAGCACUUUAUUUGCAGCUCCUUCAGCAGACUGCCUCCUCUGGGAACCUCAACACCCUGAGCAGCCUCCACCCAAUGGGAGGGUUAAAUGCAAUGCAGUUACAGAAUUUGGCUGCACUAGCUGCUGCAGCUAGUGCAGCUCAGAACACACCGAGUGGCACUAAUGCUCUCACUACAUCCAGUAGUCCCCUCAGCGUACUCACCAGUUCAGCAGGGUCUUCACCGAGCUCCAGCAGUAGCACCUCUGUCAACCCCAUUGCCUCCUUGGGAGCCCUGCAGACAUUAGCUGGAGCAACGGCAGGCCUCAACGUUAGCUCUUUGGCAGGGAUGGCUGCUUUAAAUGGUGGCCUGGGCAGCAGUGGCCUUUCCAAUGGCACUGGGAGCACCAUGGAGGCCCUCACACAGGCCUACUCGGGGAUCCAGCAAUAUGCUGCUGCGGCACUCCCUACCCUGUACAACCAGAAUCUGUUGACACAGCAGAGUAUUGGUGCUGCUGGGAGCCAGAAGGAAGGUCCAGAGGGAGCCAAUCUGUUCAUCUACCACCUGCCCCAGGAGUUUGGAGAUCAGGACCUGCUACAGAUGUUUAUGCCCUUUGGGAAUGUCGUGUCUGCCAAGGUUUUUAUAGAUAAGCAGACAAACCUGAGCAAGUGUUUUGGUUUUGUAAGUUACGACAAUCCUGUUUCGGCUCAAGCUGCCAUCCAGUCCAUGAAUGGCUUUCAGAUUGGCAUGAAGCGGCUUAAAGUGCAGCUCAAACGUUCGAAGAAUGACAGCAAGCCCUACCUUUAUUUGCAGCUCCUUCAGCAGACUGCCUCCUCUGGGAACCUCAACACCCUGAGCAGCCUCCACCCAAUGGGAGGGUUAAAUGCAAUGCAGUUACAGAAUUUGGCUGCACUAGCUGCUGCAGCUAGUGCAGCUCAGAACACACCGAGUGGCACUAAUGCUCUCACUACAUCCAGUAGUCCCCUCAGCGUACUCACCAGUUCAGCAGGGUCUUCACCGAGCUCCAGCAGUAGCACCUCUGUCAACCCCAUUGCCUCCUUGGGAGCCCUGCAGACAUUAGCUGGAGCAACGGCAGGCCUCAACGUUAGCUCUUUGGCAGGGAUGGCUGCUUUAAAUGGUGGCCUGGGCAGCAGUGGCCUUUCCAAUGGCACUGGGAGCACCAUGGAGGCCCUCACACAGGCCUACUCGGGGAUCCAGCAAUAUGCUGCUGCGGCACUCCCUACCCUGUACAACCAGAAUCUGUUGACACAGCAGAGUAUUGGUGCUGCUGGGAGCCAGAAGGAAGGUCCAGAGGGAGCCAAUCUGUUCAUCUACCACCUGCCCCAGGAGUUUGGAGAUCAGGACCUGCUACAGAUGUUUAUGCCCUUUGGGAAUGUCGUGUCUGCCAAGGUUUUUAUAGAUAAGCAGACAAACCUGAGCAAGUGUUUUGGUUUUGUAAGUUACGACAAUCCUGUUUCGGCUCAAGCUGCCAUCCAGUCCAUGAAUGGCUUUCAGAUUGGCAUGAAGCGGCUUAAAGUGCAGCUCAAACGUUCGAAGAAUGACAGCAAGCCCUACUGAGCGUGCUCCCCUCUGAGACUGGAGUGAGAGGGUCUUCUGAUUCCUGCCGUUUGUUCAUCGUUGUGCCUAAAGCAUGUCGAUGUGGCGUCAAGUACAUCGUCCAAAUCCCUGUCUCUUCAGCUUCUCUGACGCUUGAACUCUCACCUUUGACCUUGUGUUGACCUUUGAUGCUGACAUGAUUUUUAUUAUGUUUGUUGUUUGUUUUUUCUUUUUCUUUCCUUUUUUUUUCUUUCGUGCUGCCAAAUUGGUUUUGCUAGAACGACUGCUGAAGGGGAAAUAUUUAAACUUGCAUUUGAAUAUAAAAAAAAUCUAUUUUUCUAGAACUUCAUAAGAUAACCACUUGAUUUUGUGAUUCCAAUUCUUUGUAAUUGUCUUCAGAGCAGCCCUACUAGCACAUACCGCGUGGUGUUUGUAUUUCUGUGAACACACAAGCCAGUCCGUUUCUAGGCUUUGUUUCUCUGUGUGCUUAGUUUUAAAGACAACUUUGAAGUAAACAAUGAAAUAAAAGAUGUCACUAAAACCUUUGAGGCUCCUGAGCACAUUUUGCUGAUCUAGUUUGUGGGGCUGAAGGACACUGCAUGUGUUCUUUUUGUUUUUCUGAGUUCUCAACUGCAGAAAACACCUGAAUCCCUUUUCCUUUUUGACAGCAGGCUGCAGUUUGGGCCCUAGCCAGUCCUUUUCUUUUUCAUUUGUGGUUAUUCCCUGUAGCAACCCUGCAGGGAGCCUUCUUUUGACCCCUUCCCCUCAGUCCCACUGCAAUUGUUCCUACAGUCUCCACAGCAAAAUGUGAUGUUUUGAUUUUUUGUUUUGUUUCUAUAUUGCUUUUGUUUUUGUUUUGAAUUUUUCCUUUCCUACUAAGAUUAUGCCCAGAAAAAAAAAGUUUUGCGUGUUUCCUGCUGUUUCCUCACACCUUCGUAUAUAUCACCUUCAUCUCUCUUGUUUUCUAUAGUUUGUGCAAAAACUGACUGAUUUAAUAGGGUUUCAAGGAAGCUGUUUUAAAUUGUGGGGUUAUUUUUUUUCAAGAUUGUAUUUUGUUUUGAAGCGGCAACUUCCUCCUCUCGUGCCCUUAGAUCAUUUGCCUGUGCACUUAGACUGUCACCUCAUGUGGCCUCCAGGCCUCAGCAGGUCCUCCAGCGAGGCUGGCUGCUCUGUGCAGAGACGGUUGGGAAGGCCUGGAGAGGCAUGAAGAGCAGAGAUAGAACCCAGAAGGUGGCUGCAGGUGGGCAAGAGGCCUAGCGCAUCAAGGGUAGUGAGCAUCCCUCGGCUCAGAGGAAGCAGAGUGCUCUUAAUCAUUCAGAGGCCAUCUGUGCACUAAGCCGCAAUAUACCUGCCAGCGCUUUUCCUACGUGACAAGCACAAUACUACAGUCUUCACACUGUUUACAGCCCUGGGCACCAGCCACCCCACACUGGCUCUUCACUGCACCUCUGCUCCUGCUUAGAUAGUGGGUGGGGUUAGGGCUGGGAUUUGUUUGUUUGUUUGUUUUUUUAAUCGGGUGAAGAGCCAAAUAGCUACUGUCCUUGGGUGCCAGACAAGCCAGUUCUUUGGUUCCCUUAGGGCACUCUUUGGUUCUUGUGGCACCCCAUCCAGCCUCAGGGUCUUAGGGACUAGAGUAAGAAUGUGAAUGGCAAAGGGAGAGGCCAGAGGAGAUCAGAGGUCGCAGGAUGGAUCUGUGGAGGUAAGAGGUUGCAGAAGGAAUUUGUGUAAAUCCCACCCAGACCUAAGCUGCUGGUGGGUGGGAGAGCUGGGGAGUAGGAUUGUCCAGGGAAGGAUAGAGAGGGAUAGCUAAGGGACUGGGGGGAGGGGGGUGGGGAAGGUAGAAGCACUGUUGGUUGGCAUCAUCCAUGCUGGGGUUGAUGAAGGAAGGGAUCCCAGCAGAAUUUCUGCUCUGGGACCCAGUAGGUUGUGUAGUAUUACACUCGAGGCCACUCUUCUAGGAGGAAAGGGUGGCCAAAGGGAGCCAGUGUAUGGUAGGCUGCUUCAUUUCCUGGAAGGGGUGAUUGGAUGGAAAGAGGCCAGGAACCCCAGCCUGAGUGAGACUGCCGUGCACCCCACAGUCUGACUGCACAGAGCCGCCUCUAUUAGCAGAGGUGCUGAGGCUCUCCUUCCUGUGUGUUCAGAAUCCAUGUUUGCCAAUACAGUUUGCUUUCAAUUCCAAGAGGAGCUCUGGGAAAACCUGUGGAUAAAACCAAAUGCCAAACGUUGGAUAUUGUUUCCUUUUCCUUUUUCUCUCUCUCUGAUGUUUUAAUUGUUCUGUGGUGAUUUUAAUGGAUUUGAGACCCUGGAGCGGCAGCUGCCUUUCUGAUUUCCAGCUGCUUUUUGUGAAUAAUUUAAAAAGAAAAAAAAAAGAAACUUUACAUUUUGGAGACAAACCUGUGUGAGUUUUUUAUUGGUACAAACGUAUUUAACACUAGGGGUUUUGUACAGUUUUUUGCCUUUUCUACUAGAAAACAAUGUAAAGUGAUUUCACAAUGUGAAGAGAAAAAAAAUCGCCACUAUGACCAAACGCACAGUCUGUUCUGCAGCAACAAUGGGAUUCAAUCAACUCAAAGUCGUGAUUCAGCCGUAGAAAUGCUUUCCCUUUACCUUGUUUGAGCUUCUCCUUUCUUUCCUGUUUUGAUUUGCAAAAGAAAAUGUCUUUUUUGUGUGAACUUGUGUUGUACUACGUAGAAAAUUAUGGAUUUUACUUUAAUGGUUAAAAAAAAAAAGGCAAGAAGAGCCCUUGUCGCUUUUCUGACCUGAUCACAGAGUUUGUGUAGUGGAUUAAAAAAGGAAAAAAAAUUGUUACAAGUUUGGAGGAGGGAGUAUGUGUUUAAAAGGAAAUCUUCCUUCUUUUGUGUGUUUUUCCUUUUAUUCCAAUGGGAAACCUUAAUCUAUUUUAAUUGCACAGACACACAGACAAAAAGUCAUUUUGUAUCUGCCAAGUGUGGUACCUUCCUUUGUUUAUUUGCUAUUAAACUGUUUGAGAAAAACUGA